AUGGAUCCGUUUGUGGUUCUGGUGCUCAGCCUCUCCUGUCUGCUUCUCCUUUCUCUCUGGAGACAGAGGUCUGGGAGAGGGAAGCUCCCUCCUGGCCCCACUCCUCUGCCAAUUCUUGGAAAUUUCUUGCAGAUUGACAUUAAGGACAUCCGUCAAUCCUUGACCAAUUUCUCAAAGGUCUAUGGCCCUGUGUUCACUCUGUACAUAGGCAGGCAUCCCGCUGUUGUGUUACAUGGAUAUGAAGCAGUGAAGGAAGCCCUGAUUGAUCAUGCGGAGGAUUUUUCUGCAAGAGGAUACAUGCCAGUGACUGAAAAAACUAGUAAAGAUUUUGGCCUCAUUUUCAGCAAUGGAAAGAGAUGGAAAGAGAUAAGGCGCUUCUCACUCACGACCCUGCGGAUUCUGGGGAUGGGGAAAAGGACCAUUGAAGACCGUGUGCAAGAGGAAGCCCAGUGUCUUGUGGAAGAGUUGAGAAAAACCAAUGGCUUACCCUGUGACCCCACCUUUAUUUUGAGCUGUGCUCCUUGCAACGUGAUCUGCUCCAUUAUUUUUCAGAAUCGUUUUGAUUAUAAAGACCAGGAUUUUCUUAAGCUGAUUCAAAAAGUUAAUGAGAAUAUCAGCAUUAUAAGCUCACCAUGGAUGCAGGUCUACAAUAAUUUUCCUGGUCUCAUUAAUUACUUUCCAGGAAGUCAUAACACAGUAUUUAAAAAUUAUGAUUAUGUUAAAAAUUAUGUUUUGAAGAAAAUAGAAGAACACCAAGAAUCCCUGGACACUAAAAAUCCCCGGGACUUUAUUGAUUAUUUCCUAAUGAAAGGAAUGCAGGUCCAACACAUACAUCAACCGGUCGAAUUUUCUCAUGAAAAUCUGGCAAUCACUGUAAUAGAUUUGUUUGCUGCGGGGACCGAGACAACAAGCACGACCCUGAGAUACGGUCUUCUGCUGCUGCUGAAGCACCCACAUGUCACAGCUAAAGUCCAGGAAGAGAUUGACCAUGUGAUUGGCCGACACCGGAGCCCCUGCAUGCAGGACAGGAGCCGCAUGCCCUACACAGACGCUACGUUGCAUGAGAUCCAGAGAUACAUCGACCUCAUCCCCACCAGCCUGCCCCAUGCAGUGACCUGUGACAUUAAGUUUCGGAACUAUCUCAUUCCCAAGGGAACAACUGUAUUAACAUCACUGUCAUCUGUGCUGCAUGACAGCAAGGAAUUCCCCAACCCUGAGGUGUUUGACCCCAGCCACUUUCUUGAUGGAAAUGGAAACUUUAAGAAAAGUGACUACUUCAUGCCUUUCUCCACAGGAAAACGAAUUUGUGCAGGAGAGGGACUGGCUCGCAUGGAACUGUUUCUAUUCCUGACCACCAUUUUGCAGAACUAUAAUCUGAAAUCAAUGGUUGACCCAAAGGACCUCGAUACAACCCCAGUUGCCAAUGGAUUAGCUACUGUGCCACCCUAUUACCAGCUCUGCUUCAUUCCUCUCUAA
Molecule: messenger RNA, 1476 nt
Organism: Jaculus jaculus (lesser Egyptian jerboa)
Lineage: Eukaryota; Metazoa; Chordata; Mammalia; Rodentia; Dipodidae
Product: cytochrome P450 2C27-like
Exons: 10
Coding region: 1-1476 (491 amino acids)
Biological process (GO): xenobiotic metabolic process
Cellular component (GO): intracellular membrane-bounded organelle; cytoplasm
Molecular function (GO): oxidoreductase activity, acting on paired donors, with incorporation or reduction of molecular oxygen, reduced flavin or flavoprotein as one donor, and incorporation of one atom of oxygen; heme binding; iron ion binding
Source: RefSeq, a predicted model, not a curated record